Dioscorea cayenensis subsp. rotundata (Guinea yam) is the source of this 1294-nucleotide messenger RNA. RefSeq names its product probable leucine-rich repeat receptor-like protein kinase At5g49770. Gene Ontology annotation, biological process: protein phosphorylation. The record is from RefSeq and is a predicted model, not a curated record. The transcript has 5 exons. Bases 132 to 1283 code for a protein of 383 amino acids. Lineage: Eukaryota; Viridiplantae; Streptophyta; Magnoliopsida; Dioscoreales; Dioscoreaceae. Gene Ontology annotation, molecular function: ATP binding; protein kinase activity.
GGAGUAACUUUCUGUACUCUUUUAGCUGGCAAUGUUGGUGUCUUCUUUCACUGUCCAUUUUACUUUUCAUCUUCCCUGUUUCUAAACAAGAAGAAGAAGAAGAAGAAGAAGAAGAAGAGAGUUGUUGCUUAAUGUAUUAUUACAAAGAGGGUGGUGAUAUUCCUGUGCCAACAAUUACACCUUAUGGUUCUUAUGAGGAUGCUAAGAAUAGGAAACAUAGAACACAAGUUAUUGCUGCAGCUGGUGCUGGUGCUGCUCUUUUUGUUGCCAUGGCACUCACAAUUGUUUACUUGUGCUUAAUGCAUGCAAAAAGAUCAGCAAGAAGAACCUCUGCUGCAACUGCUUCAUCAUCCCAGCACUGUGAGGAAACAAGCAUGAGAAAACAGAGAUCAUUUACAUUCAAGGAAUUGGAGCAAGCCACAGCCAGUUUCAAUCAGAAAAACAUUGUUGGCCAAGGUGGUUUUGGCACAGUUUACAAAGGUUUGCUUCAGAAUGGAUCUCUUGUUGCCAUUAAGAGAAGAUUUCAUCAACCAAGCCAGCAUUUUCUUCAGCAAGCAAUGAACAUUGGCAACAUCCAGCACAAACACAUUGUUAAACUUAGAGGCUACUGCCAAGAAACUCAUCAGCAAAUGCUAGUUUAUGACUACUUCCCCAACAGCAAUGUUGGAUUCCAUCUGUAUGAUGCUGAAGGUUUACCUCUUGGAAAGCUUGGCAUACAGCAAAGAUUAUCAAUAGCUCUGGAUGCAGCCAAAGGGUUGCAGUUUUUACAUGCGCUGGCACCACCUGUCUUGCACAUGAACUUCAAAACAAGCAAUGUUCUGGUGGAUGAAAGCUUUAUUGCAAAGGUGGCAGACUUUGGUCUGUCCAAAUUCAUUGAAAGGAGAUCAACAACCACUAAUUGGUUUCUUGACCCACAGUUGAAGAGGGGUGAUGUGUUUUCAGAGAAAAGUGAUGUAUAUGGGUUUGGUGUCUUCUUGUUAGAGCUCAUAACAGGAUAUAGAGUAACAAACAGGAAUCCUGCAUGGAAUGGGUUGAAUCUGAUAGAACAGGCAAGGAGCGUAAGUGACCCCAGUGUUUUAUGUCUCCAUGAUGAGAGAAUUAAGGCUAGUCCAGUUGCUGCCAAACAGGCAUGGUCAGUGAUGAAACUGGCGAUGCAAUGUGUGGAUGCCGGUGCAAGAAGACCGACAAUGUCCAUGGUGGUUCAAGAGCUCAAGCAGAUUGUGCAAUGCCCGGUGAUCAGCAAUGUGGCUCUAGGCAGUCACCUGUUCAAGCGAAAUGCAUGAUUUGUGUAAAU